This is a messenger RNA of Acanthoscelides obtectus, 502 nucleotides long. NCBI's taxonomy places the organism in Eukaryota, Metazoa, Arthropoda, Insecta, Coleoptera, Chrysomelidae. The record is from the annotation of a GenBank genome assembly.
AGUCGACAAUUUCCCGUUGGUAUGGAGAAUUCAAACGUGGACAGUUACUGCGGAUUGGUAUACCACCAUUUUUUUGCCAAAAGUCAUCACCGAGCUUCGAAAAAUCAACCCCGAAAGAAGAAUCAUCCUCCACCAAGACAAUGCAAGCUCGCACACAGCCCAAGAAACAAGGCAGUAUUUAACGGAAGAAAACGUGGAAUUCUUGGACCAUCCUCCAUAAUAGUCCCGAUCUAAGUCCUAACAAUUUAUUUACUUUCCCGAAAAUUAAAAACAGACUGAAUGGUCAAAGGUUCCAGUCACCAGAAGAAGCAGUUGACGCAUUCAAAAAUGCCGUUUUGGAUCUGCCAGCAAACGAGUGGAAUAAGUGCUUCGAAACUUGGUUCGAGCGCAUGCAGAUGUGUAUUAAUCAUCGUGGAGAAUACUUCGAAAAACAAUAAAGUCAUUUAAAACUGCCCACCGUGUUGUUUUAUUUCCAUAUGUAAAACUUAAAAGACAUCCCUCG